Xiphophorus maculatus (southern platyfish) is the source of this 2015-nucleotide messenger RNA. RefSeq names its product spermatogenesis-associated protein 2-like protein. The transcript is spliced from 7 exons. Gene Ontology annotation, cellular component: cytoplasm. Bases 335 to 1729 code for a protein of 464 amino acids. The record is from RefSeq and is a predicted model, not a curated record. NCBI's taxonomy places the organism in Eukaryota, Metazoa, Chordata, Actinopteri, Cyprinodontiformes, Poeciliidae.
UGUUUUUGAUCGUGUAAAAGACAAAAAAUAAUAAUAAUCACACGGGUAUUUCCCGAUGACAAAAGUCAUUUAGUAACCGUGAAGAAAAAAAACAUGUUUGACCAGUUAUUGUGGGACACCACCUGCUGCCCACAAUCAGGCUAUUGAAACAAGAGCGGGGCUCUCGCGCUGUGAAUAUGGCUUAUUGGUGUGUUUGGUCAUCGCGUGAAGCUGCAAUAAAGCAGCUCCACUUCCUCCUCAGCAGCCUGUCUCUCUCUCUCUCUCUCUCUCUCUCUCUCUCUCUCUCUCUCUCUCUCUCUCUCCGUCUCUCUCUCUCUCCAGCCGCCUGUCGGUCAUGAAGGACGAAGAGCAGGAGGGCUCGUUGUCCCGCCGGGACCUCUUUGAAGACUACCGGAGCUGCUUCCUCCGGCCCGGAGCCGAGGUUGGACCGUGUCGGGACCCCGGGCUCCUGAAGAGGGCGGCCCAGUUCCUGCUGAGGACGUCGGAGCCGAGAGACACUUUCACGCUGUUCCCGUUCUGCCGGGCGGUGACGGAGAGGUUUGUUGUCGGCACCGACGGCAGGAAGCACCUGGCAGCCUUCGUUAAAGCCACCGAGAUGCUGGAGAGCCUCUGCGUCAACAUGUUCCUGCAGCCCUGGAAGAAGGAGAUCCGGUCUCUGAAGACGUUUACGGGUGCCUUCGUUUACUGCCUGCUGCCGGUUCUCAGCGGCUCCACCAUCCAGGCUGUUCUGGCCUAUAUGGGCUACCGGCCCAGCAGCGACGCCCCCCAGAGUGAGUUCACCCUAAGUUCUGAUCCUGAUGCAGAUCAAGCUCUGCUGCUGGGAUUUGAGCUGCUGCUGGCUAGACUGGAAUGUUGUCGCCUCCUGGAUCUGAUGCUGGAGCACCAACUGGGACCACAGGAGUGGUUGGAUGUUCUCCAGAGAAGUAAGCAGCCUUCGAAGUUGGAAGAUCCCACAGAAAAGCAGACGGUGGCGGAGCAAAGGAAAGACAACGAUGAGAAGAGGAAGGAGUCGGAUAAGAGAGAGGUGUCCCAGCAGCCUGAGUCCAGGCUUCCAUCGGUUCCUCAGCCGAAGCCUCGGCGUCAUCGCCCAAGCGUAGACCAGGCAGACAUGGAACUGCAGUGGCAAUACCCAGACCUUGCCUUCAGGGGUCGCCCUCUGCUGCCAGACCAACCUCCCAAAGCAACCCCCGCCAUGACUGGCGGUAUACCUGACAGCCUUUCUGUGCUUCCAAAGACCAACCUGACCAAAGAGGACAGAGACGUUUCUCCAUCAGUCUCUACUAGAGAUGAUGGCCGGAAUGACUCCAGCUGCUUCAGGAACUCUGAUGAAAGCAGAGCCUGUGACGAUGAUGGUGAUGAUGGUGAUGAUGACCUUAGUGGUCCUCAAGCCAUUUCUCUUCAUAUCACACUGAGAACAGGAAGUAAAGCAGAGGCAGGCAAGAAGCGGGGAAGAGUUCAGCCAACCUCAGAGACUUCUGAUGACACACAGAAAACACCAAGCAGAGAGAAUGUGGUGGCUGACAAACCGGAGUCUUCCUCAUUGAGCUCCAUUGAUGAAGAGCAGCAGCUGAGAGCGCUGGCGGAGCGGAUGGGACAGAUCUCUGUGCAGGGAGAUCAAGAGAAGGCUACGGGAAGAGAGGACAACGGGAAGGCAGAGGGGCGCAAGAAGGACAGACAAAACCAACCAAGACCAACCUCUGAGAGGGUCCUGACCCUUAAUGGGCUUUAAAAUUAUUUAACAGUCUUUUGUUUUUUUAUUUUAAAUUCUCCACCUAGUUUGGUUUCAUGACUAUUUGAACCAACCGGAUGCAGAGCCGACCAAUCAGAGCAAUCUCAGCUUUUUGAAGAAGAGAAUGUUGGAGCCACUUAGUUUUUUGCUAAAUCUGUGAUAUUAACAGACUGUAAAUAUUCUAAUAAAUGCAAUAAUGAUUUGUUGUUCAAAUAAAUAUACGGGUAAUGUUUCAGGAUCAUCUGCACAGAGAUCAGAAAUAAAAACGAACUAAUGUGAACAUCCA